UUCUAAUUUUCUCUCUCCUCCACCUUUGAACUUUUCCUCAAUUCUCCUCCAUUUUUACCCCCAUUAUUAAUCAACUCCUAGAAAUCAUCCUUCAUCAUCAUCUUCCUCAACCUCUGCAACACCAGAUCUACGAAUUUCCUCUACUCAAUUCCUCCAUUAACGCGCAGAAGAAGCUUCAAUGUCGACCGACAGCGAAGAUCUCGACGAAGAUGAGCUCCUUCAGAUGGCAUUGAAGGAACAAGCUGAACGAGACACCAAUUACCAGAAACCGCUAUCAAAAUCGUCCAAACCGGUGGCGAAUUACGUCCAACCUCCGCCGAAUAAAGGGUCGUCGUCGGCGAGUAAAAACCCUAACCCUAGACAAAGGAAUUAUACCAAGUCUAUGGAUGAAGAUGAUGAUUCUGAGGUUGAGAUGUUGAGUAUUUCUUCGGGCGAUGAGGAGUCGUCGAAAGCGUCUACUUAUGGUGGCGGCGGUGGUGGUGGUAAGGGGAGGAGUAGAGCUAAAGCUUCUAAGGAUGACGCCGAUUCGCAGUGGGCUGGUGGUGAGCCUGAUAGCUGGAAGCGUGUGGAUGAGUCUGAGCUUGCUCGUAGAGUUCGAGAGAUGCGUGAGGCUAGAGCAGUACCAGUGCCAGUGGUUCCGAAAGUUGAGCAUAAACCUUCGGCAUUGGGCAAAAAGGGCCUGGCAAAUUUACAGUCGUUUCCACGAGGCAUGGAGUGUAUUGAUCCACUAGGAUUAGGGAUAAUAGACAACAGAACAUUGAAGCUUAUAACAGAUACUUCGGACAGCUCUCCCUCGAGAGAAAGAGAUAAUAUUAAUAAUGAUCUUCGUGAAAAGCUGGCGUAUUUUUCAGAAAAAUUUGAUGCGAAGUUAUUCCUUUCUCGGAUUCACCAAGAUACAAGUGCAGCUGAUCUAGAGGCUGGUGCUCAUGCUAUUAAAACAGACCUUAAAGGUCGCACUCAGCAGAGAAAAAAUUUGGUGAAGGAAAAUUUUGAUUGUUUUGUCUCAUGCAAGACAACCAUUGAUGAUAUUGAAUCAAAGCUGAAACGAUUUGAAGAAGACCCAGAGGGUGCUGGGACUAUGCACCUAUAUAAUAUCAUUCAGGGAGUGAGUUCACAUGCUACCCGUGCUUUUGAGCCCCUGUUUGAGAGGCAGGCUCAAGCAGAGAAGAUCAGGUCUGUUCAAGGAAUGCUCCAGAGGUUUCGCACACUCUUCAACUUGCCUAGUACAAUUCGUGCUAGUAUCAGCAAUGGUGAACAUGAUUUGGCGGUUAGGGAGUAUAAGAAGGCAAAGUCAAUUGCGCUGCCAUCUCAUAUUGGAAUAUUGAAACGUGUACUUGAGGAGGUCGAAAAAGUGAUGCAUGAGUUCAAGGGAACACUUUACAAAACUAUGGAAGAUCCACAGAUAGAUUUAACAGAUCUUGAAAACACUGUGAGGCUGCUUUUGGAGCUAGAACCUGAAUCAGAUCCUGUGUGGCAUUAUCUGAACUUGCAGAACCAAAGAAUCAGAGGCUUGCUUGAAAAGUGCACCUAUGAUUAUGAAGCAAGGCUUGAUGCAUUGCAAAAUGAUAUACGUGAACGUGCUGCCUCUGAUGCCAAGUGGAAACAGAUACUGCAGGGGCCUAGUCAAUCACCAGACACAAAUGGUAUCGCUGACCUUGCCGGAGACGCUCCUUCAGUGGAAUUGACUGGGGAAGAGGUUGAUGCUUUGAAAAAAAAGUACAUCCAAAAGCUAACAUCUGUUCUUAUUCAUUACUUACCAGCCUUCUGGAAAAUAGCACUUUCAGUUUUCAGUGGAAAAUUUGCAAAGUCUUCCCAUGUUGCUACUGAAUCCAAUGCCACUACCUCAAAUAAGAUUGACGAAAAAGUUGGUGAUGCCAAAUACUCAAGUCAUUCUCUUGAUGAAGUUUCUGGAAUGAUGCGUAGUACAAUAUCUCUUUACGAGGAUAAGGUGCUCGACACAUUUCGUGAAUUUGAAGAGUCGAAUAUCCUUCGGCCAUAUAUGUGCGACUCCAUAAAAGAAGUAUCUAAAGCUUGCCAGGCUUUAGAAGUCAAAGAAUCAGCCCCUGCUAUCAUUGUUAUGGCACUCAGAGCUGUUCAUGCAGAAGUUUCAAAGACUUAUAUUAUGAGGCUUUGUUCAUGGAUGAGGACUACUAUUGAAGACUUGUCAAGAGAUGAAACAUGGGUCGCAGUCUCAAUAAUUGAAAGAAAUAAAUCUCCAUACAGGAUCUCUUACUUGCCUCUAGCAUUCCGGUCGAUUACGAUAUCAGCAUUAAAUCAAGUCAGCCAGAUGCUUCAGACAUUAAAGAGCGAGGCAGCAAAGACAGAGGAUAUCUUUAUUCCUUUUCAUGAAAUUCAAGAGUCUGUUAGAUUAUCCGCUUUGAAUUGCUUCCUGGAUUUUGCUGGGCAUCUUGAACGUAUUGGAACUGAGUUGACGCAAAGUAGAUCUAACAGGGAAAGUUCAUAUUUACCCAACGGACAUUCUUUUGAAAACUCAGAAAUGUCUUUAGAUCUUAUGCCUGGAAGUGUUGUUGAUCCGCACCAGCAGUUGCUGAUGGUCUUGAGCAAUGUCGGAUAUUGCAAAGAUGAACUUUGUUAUGAACUUUAUAAUAAAUACAAACAUAUAUGGUCACAUUCCCGGGAGAGAGAUGAAGAGGACUCUGAUAAAGUUGAUUUGGUAAUGGCUUUCUCUGCUCUUGAAGAUAAAGUCCUGGAACAGUAUACUUUUGCCAAGGCAAACAUGAUCAGGACUGCUGCAAUGAGCUACUUAUUAGAUGCUGGAGUGCAAUGGGGUUCAGCUCCUUCAGUCAAAGGUGUACGUGAUGCUGCUGUAGAGCUGUUGCACACCCUGGUAGCUGUGCAUGCUGAGGUCUUUGCUGGAGCUAAGCCCCUUCUUGACAAGACACUUGGUGUUCUUGUUGAAGGUUUGAUUGAUACUCUUUUGAGUAUCUUCCAUGAAUAUGAAAGCAAAGAAUUCAAGUCAGUGGAUUCAAAUGGUUUCUGUCAGCUUAUGCUUGAGCUUGAAUAUUUCGAGACAGUACUAAAUCCCUACUUCACAAAUGAUGCGAGGGAAUCUCUAAAAUCACUUCAAGGGAUGCUGCUGGAAAAAGCUACUGAAAGUGUGACAGAGGUGGUUGAGAAUCCUGGGCAUCAUCGCAGAUCAACAAGAGGGGGAGAAGAUGCUCUUGUAGAUGAGAGACAGCAGGGAGUUAGUGUAUCGCCAGAUGAUCUGAUUGCGCUUGCACAACAGUGCAGCUCGGAGCUUCUUGAAGCGGAACUUGAGAGAACACGUAUAAACACGGCAUGCUUUGCUGAAUCUCUUCCACUGGACUCUGUACCAGAGUCUGCAAAAUCUGCUUAUGCUUCCUUCAGGGGGUCUCUGGAUUCUCCAAGCAAAAAUUACAAAGGGGCACAAGUAGUUAGCUCCCCUAGUAUCUCUAAACAUCGACGUAGAUGAGGUAUAUCCCAGAGUAAACCACAACGAGGAGAUAGGGCGAGCCUCUGUAAUACGUCAUCAAACAGGUAGCGGAAGCAGAACCAAAAGGAGAUAUUGCUUCUCUUAUCCAUCUCGGCAGACUCACUUCGAUCCUAGAAGGACAAAGGUUUGAAGUCUAAUUUGCUUCUCAAGGCACUCCCCUUCCCUCUGUUUUUUACUUAAAAUUGAGUGUACUAAUUGACUCCGGUGAUGAAUCCGGGCCAAUCCACAGUGAUUUCCAUUUAAAGAGUUAGUUCGAUCAUAUGACACAUAUGAAUUAAAGAAGCUUACAACGCUGUCUAAUUUAGUUGCUUAUGUUAACCUUUUACCCUACCCACUUUGAUUGGGCAACACACAUUGUUAUUAAAAU
Chenopodium quinoa (quinoa) is the source of this 3842-nucleotide messenger RNA. RefSeq names its product exocyst complex component SEC5A-like. NCBI's taxonomy places the organism in Eukaryota, Viridiplantae, Streptophyta, Magnoliopsida, Caryophyllales, Amaranthaceae. Gene Ontology annotation, cellular component: exocyst. Gene Ontology annotation, biological process: Golgi to plasma membrane transport; exocytosis. The transcript has 22 exons. The record is from RefSeq and is a predicted model, not a curated record. Bases 179 to 3454 code for a protein of 1091 amino acids.